AUGGCCGCCGCAGCAUCAGACGAAAUCGCCGCUAAGGCAGAGAGCAUCAUCUCUCACAUGAACAAUGACCACAAGGACUCGCUGGCCUACCUCGCAACCCACUAUGGCGACCUCCUCCACCCUCUCAAGCCCAACCAGGUGCUCAUGACAAAGAUCGACAAGGAGCGCCUCGAAAUCGUCUACACCACCGACAAGAGUUCUGUCCCCAUUGCAGGCAAGCCUGGCUCCAAGACCGUCCAUGUUCCCUUCUAUCCACACCUUGCCGGCUACUCCGAAGUGCGACAGCGUCUCGUUGACGUUUCGGCGCUUUCAAAGAAGGUCGUCACCACUCGAAAGCCUGACAUCGUGUACCGCACACCCAAGCUUGCGUUUCCUGCAUUGGCCUUGUGCGUUUUCGCAUACUUGGCUCUUCGCUCAGACGCACUCGCAUCGCACGCCAUUGUCCAGUCUCUCGUCCCAGAUGACAAGUUGACCCAGUGGAACAACUUGCGCAACAACACCUUUGGCGGCCCUGCCAAGAUCGAUGCCUUCGUCAAGAGCAUCGUUCGAGCUCACUUGCUGGAGGGUGCUCUGAUGGCGCUCGUCUGCUACUGGAAAGGCGCAAGCAAGCUGGUGACCGUUCGAUGGGCCUUUACUACUAUGGCACUCGGUAUUCCUUCAUGGGUCAUUUUCUUUACGCUCAACUCGCAAAAGAGGGCUCUCAAGAGGGCAGUCCAGUUCGACGCUGAUAAGAGGAAGAAGAACAACUAG
Molecule: messenger RNA, 750 nt
Organism: Ustilago hordei
Lineage: Eukaryota; Fungi; Basidiomycota; Ustilaginomycetes; Ustilaginales; Ustilaginaceae
Exons: 3
Coding region: 1-750 (249 amino acids)
Source: RefSeq, a predicted model, not a curated record